AUGGAUGCCCAGAGAGCUUUGCUCGACGAACUCAUGGGCUCAGCACGUAAUUUGACUGAAGAAGAGAGAAAAGGGCAUCGGGAAGUUAAAUGGGAUGAUAAGGAUGUCUGUGGUUGCUACAUGAUUCGGUUCUGCCCUCAUGAUUUGUUUGUCAACACACGAAGUGACUUAGGUGUGUGCCCAAAAAUUCACGAUGUAAAGUUGAAGGAAAGUUUUGAGAAGUCCCCUAGACAUGAUUCAUAUGUCCCCAAGUUUGAAGCUGAACUAGCUCACUUCUGCGAAAGACUGGUCUCAGAUUUAGAUAGAAGAGUUAGGCGUGGUCGUGAACGACUUGAACAAGAUGUUGAAGUUCCCCCACCUCCUCCAAUUUCUGUUGAAAAAGCCGAGCAAUUGUCGGUGUUGGAAGAAAAGAUAAAGAGCCUGCUUGAACAAGUCGAGUCCCUUGGUGAAGCAGGUAAGGUUGAUGAAGCUGAGGCACUUAUGAGAAAGGUUGAAAUGCUUAAUAUUGAGAAGACCACCCUGACUCAGCAACCGCAACAAGAUAAGCUGCUGAUGAUGGCACAUGAGAAAAAAAUGGCGCUAUGUGAAGUUUGUGGUUCAUUCCUAGUAGCAAACGAUGCUGUCGAAAGGACUCAGUCGCAUGUUGCUGGCAAGCAGCAUAUGGGUUAUGGCAUGGUCCGGGAGUUUCUGGCUGAGUAUAAGGAAGCCAGUGAAAAGACAAGAGAAGAAGGUAGACUGGCCAGAGAGAAAGAAGCCGAAGAACGAAGAAAGCUGAGAGAGAAAGAGUAUGAGAGCAGACAAAGAAGCAGCUCGGCUGACAGAGAUAGGUAUCGUGAUCGGGAUUAUGACAGAUACCGAGAAAGGGAUAACAGUCGGGGAAAACUGGAUAGAAAAAACAGCAGCAGGUCUCGUAAUGGGAGAGAAAGCCGUAGGGAUAGAUAUCGGGAGCGUGAUAGAAGCAGGUCACAUUCUCCAGUCAGGCAAGGUCGUCGUCGGAGCCCCGGACGUGCACGUUAG
Striga hermonthica is the source of this 1017-nucleotide messenger RNA. The record is from the annotation of a GenBank genome assembly. NCBI's taxonomy places the organism in Eukaryota, Viridiplantae, Streptophyta, Magnoliopsida, Lamiales, Orobanchaceae.